GUUUAAACAAGUGACAAAAAAAAAAAAAUAAUAAUAAUAAUAAUAAUAAUAAAAACAAAAUAACGAUAAAGUACAAAAUUUAAAUGUAUACAUCUUUUAGUUUAUAAUAAAUUGGAAGACUAUUAUUAUAUUACACUUUACUAAAAUAUUUUAAUAUCAAAAUAUUAUCAAUGUUUCAUAUUUAAGUACUUUAAUAUUAAAUGGCCAAAAUCCAUUUUGUUUAGCCUAUUUUGAAUAUUGUAUUUUUACAGUAGUUGAUUGCCACGCUCCGCAUAAUAAAAAUAUUACAAUUGUUUUACAAAAAUAAUAUAAAAAUUAUGAGAUUAAUGAUUUGGCCAUAGGACUUAAAAUUGCUUAAUAGUAUUUGUUAUAGUAUAUCUUCACAAUAGUCAAUAAUAACUAUAAUUAAGUAUAAGCUAAUAUUUAAAUUUAUUACUUAAAAGAUAAGGGUCCCCAUUAUAGUUAAUAAUAUAGUAAUCUAUAGUAUGAGAAGAUAAUAAACAAACAACUAUAAAUAUUAUAAUAAAUAGACUGGAUAAUAGUUAGUCAGGGCAGCAGUUAAAUGUAUACAUAUAAGUGAAAAUACAUUUAGUUGUUUGUUUUUUCAUCAAAAUUAUACGACCAAUUUCUAAGUCCAUCUAAUAUUUUAAUCAUUAAUGGAUUACCACCAAGAUUUUCAACUUCCUGACGAGCGUCGGCAUCCAACUGUGUUAAGACCUUUCUAGUAUGUUCAAAUGAACCAAAACUAUCCAACAGUUUCACGCAAUACUUUUUCACAUCAACAUUUCUUGUUCGUUGUCGUAGAAUAUCUGAUAGUUCUAGGAAUUAAGUAUAAGAUUACAAUAAUAGUUUUAUGUGACAUAAUAAUUAACAUAAAUUAGUAUAAAUAUAUUUAAAAAAAGGAUACGAAUCACUUGAUUAUCAUCAGGGCGAGUGUGUAUGGCAUGUAUAAUAGGAAAACUGAAUUUUCCUUCGGUCAAAUCUUCACAGUAACUCUUGUUUUCUGAAUACUGUAAUAAAAUAAUAUUUUGAUUAUUAUAUAAAUUUUAUAAGCAAUGGGUGAGUUAAUAAUAAUUAAUAGUUAUGAGGUGAAUUAUUAAGAAAAUCUACACCACUUGUAAUAUUCCAAAACUAAGCCACGAUGCCACUUUUUAUUUAAACACUUUAAAAUACAUUUAUUAUAUUGUAUUUAUUUAUGAGAAUUUUGAAUGUCGAACUUAUAACUUUUUAAUAUUCUAUUUGUAUCAAAAAGUCAAACUUUAUUUAUAAUAAUAUAAAAUAAAUAAUGAUAAUAGAUACUUUAUUCAUAUGUAUUUUAUACCAAAAAUCACCCAAAUACUGUCGGUUAAAAAAAAAAAAGGUAAUAUAUACCUAUAAAUUUAUCUCUGGUAUCAUAAAAGGUGGACAAAAGUCAAUUUUCAAUAUUUUUAUAAUUAUUCUUAUUUAAUUUGUUUGGUCUAAAUAAUCUAAGUGUAUGUAUACAUGUAAUACAUGUAUACAUACACUAUACAUGUUAUAUUGAAAAUGAAAAUAUCUUAAGUCACUAUGAUGUACUUUUUGUUUGGCAAAAAGGGCAAGUGUUCUAUUAUAAUAUGACUUAAGCCAUUCAGUAAAUUAUUUAGGUUAUUCUAUUUAGUAGUUUAAUAAUUUAGCAAUAAUGAAAUUAAGUCACUUAGCAAUUAUCAAAAUUUAAUUUACUUGUAUUGAAAACUAUACAACUUGACUCAAGCCCUUCUUUCAUGAGACUAAAGAUAUAUUUGGCAUAGUUAAGCUAUUAGUUCAAAUACAAAUUUGUUCAACCAUUUUCUUACCUCCUGCAAACACAAGUUACAAUAAUCAUCCCGAAUCUGAAAAUAUAAGCCUAAUAUUCCAGUAAGUUUUGUGAAGUCAUUGGAGCUAUCACUGAAUAGUUGCAUGAGACGAAUGGCAAGCAUAAAUAAUCCUCCAGUUUCUUAAAAACAAAAUAUACACAAGUAUGCAUAUAAAUAUUUAAGGAAAACAUUUUUAAUAUAAUACAAUAUUUUAACAUAUGUUACCUAUGUUCAACAAUUAUAAUGUAAUGAAUGGAAAUUAAAAUUGUUUUCACUCAUUAUUUGAAUAAUUAUAAAAAUGGAUAAAAUUAUUUUGAUGUACAUAAAAUAUACAUUUUUUUUGAAAUGAUGAUUUUUGAAUUAACUGUUUAUAAAAUAUACUUAGAAAUUUUAUUCUGAAUAGUGCAAGGUAAAUUUUAUUGAGAUUAAUUAUUAUUUUUUUUUAGUCCCAAAACAUAUUCAGUAGUAAACACACUCAAUUAUAAACUGAGUGUUUAAUAACUUUAGAUAUAAAUAUGGUGCCAAAUAGAUAGAAAAAUAUAACAGUAAAGUUCAAUAGAAUUCAGAAAUUCUUAGAAAAUAAAAAAGGGAAAAAAAUAAUUAAUCCUUAACAUUUCUGUCAUAGCUGUCCUUUAAAAAAAAGCUCGCAAAAUGUGGCUUACCCAAAACACUAGGCUAUCAAUGGAGAAUCAGAUUUUUAAUUUUUAAUUUAGGUACUUAAAGAAAAGCAACAAAAAUGGGAUUUAAAUACAUAUGUAAUUAUUAUCUACAAUAAUUUUUUUUUUUUAGUUAAAAUAAAAUAAUUAAUUUUUGUCUUGAAAAUAAAUUUAAAUAUAGAAUAAACUUAAAAAUGUAGAAUGUAUAAAUAAUUAUGUCUACUUCUGAUUGUCAUAGUUUUGUAUUCUUCCUCGGUUGGACACGUGUAAUUAUCUCGCCAAUAAAUUUCCAUUCCUUGACCACGAUGGAGUUCUAACACCUGUUCAGUGUAUACAGUAGUAGCCUAAAAAUAUAUUGGUUUCAUAUUAUGUUAUUCAUUUCAUUAUCAUAAUUUUAGAUUGAAAUAAUUAGGUAAGCAUAUACCAUUGGAUGUCCAAGACUUAGUGUUCGUUCUAGUGCCACAAAUGACAUAUAAUUUGCAGCAUUAAUUGUACUAGCAACACCAUAGAUUGAAUGUGCCACAGGUAUUCCACGUCUUAACACUGAAUUGUCUUGGAUAUCAUCAGUUCUAAAACAAGUUUGCAUAUUCUGGAUAUUAAUUAGGUAUUUAUGUACAACAGAUUUUUAAGUUUAACUUCAACUUGAAGUUCAUAUCAUGAAAUUAAUAGGGAAGAACACAAAAUGUGAUGUCAUUAAUCAUUAACAAGGUUCGGGACUUACAGCACUUAAAAUCCACAAAAAAGCGCUUAAAAUUCUAAAAAGCCCUGAAGCACUUAAAAAAAAAAAAGCGAUAAUGGAAAAGGGAUUUAAAUUUUCUUCCUCCUAUAAAUAUAACAAAUUAAAUAACAUUUUUGAACACUAAAAAAGGUAACAAUAAAACACAAUACAAAGUAAUCUUGUUUAAAUAAAAUUGUAUGUAUUUAAAAAAAAAAAAUUACUUUGUGUUAAAAACACAAUUAUUUUUUAGUGUUAGAAAAUAGUAGGUAUUUAGUAAGUUAAUGCUUUUAAAAGAGAAAUUAUUAAAUUUCAAAACUAUUUUAAGGUUUUUAAAUAUUUUUUUAAGUAUAUUUUAUUGUAUUUUAACCAUUUUGUUUUGUGGAUUUAAAGUACUAUAAAUUCUGAGCCCUGAAAAUUAGUAUUACCAAACAAAAUAAAUUUAAUUGUUAAAAUAAAUUAUUACCUUUUAUUAAAAAAUUUUGUCAGAAAAUUGAUUAAACAAUUUAAAAUGUAAUUAAAGUAUAUGUAAGAUAUAAAAAGGUUUCUUUUAUAAAAUCAAAGAAUAUACACUUUGGGAACUACUGAUAAUUCAAGUAGAUAAAAUUUAUCAUAAGUAUUCAGAAAAUAAAAUACACCUAUCUACGUAAAUUAGAAAAUAAAAACUAACAUAUCAACACACAGCCUAAACUACUGAGUCAUAAAACUUGUAAUUUUCCAAAGAAAUUUUUUAUAUAAUGUAAAAAACUUUAAAAAGUUUUUUAAAUUUAAUUCUUUAAGGGGACAAUGUUUGUAUGGAAACUAAUUAAAAAUGUAUUUUAUAAUCCAAAAUUAAGUUUAACGCAAUUAUUUGCGUUUUAUCAAUUAUGAUUUAUUUUAGAAAAUUAAUUCCUUUGUGGUAGAAAAUGGGUGUCAAAGAUAAUGUGAACAAAUAAUUUUUGAUACGAUUUAUCAGAACGGCAGAGUUACAAAAGUGUAAAGACGACAGUUUUGGUUAUGUAUAUCUUUGUAAAACUGAAUACCCUGUAUUAAAAAAGAACAGUGUUGACAAAUUGUAAUUUUGAUCGAAAAUCCUAUCAUUAGCUGAUAAUUGGUUAGAUUACAUGUAACUAUUUCUAAUUAUUACUAUAUUCACCACCAAUAUCUAAUAAUCUAUUUAUCUUUCAUAAACCCUGUAUAUAAGUCAUUAUAUAAUUGUACAUGAAAAAAAUGAGUAAUGGAUAAAAGCUAUUAUUCAUAAAAGGUUACCUAAACAUUUAUUACCUUUAAUAAAUAUUGUUUUAUUUGUUUUUAGUAAAAACUAAAUUCUCUUAUGGGCGAGUUUAGGUAAUAAAUAAUAACAUAAACACUUAUGUAACAUACACUAUAAAAUAUAGACAUAGAUAAAUAUUUUAUAUUUUUAUAACUAGAGAUAUCUUAUAAAUACUAAUUAAAUUCAUAAACACUAUUACAGUAAUUCAUAAUUAUGCAUUUUGAUAAUUGAAUAUUAUAUAACUCAUAAUUACAUACUGAAAUCAGCCUAAUUAAUUCAUAAUUGUAAAUUAUAAUAUAAAAAAAACAAUAGAUAUUCUUAAACUGAUUUAUUAAUUUAUGAUUAAUCAAAAAAUAAUUUAUGAUUAAUCAAAAAAUAAUCAAUCAAAAAAUAAUCUGAUAUUCAAUAACAUUAAACAUUAUUAAUAUUUGAACUAUUUAUUAAUAAAAAUAAUCUGAUAUUCAAUAACAUUAAACAUUUAAUCUGAUAUUCAAUAACAUUAAACAUUAUUAAUAUUUGAACUAUUUAUUAAUAUUUUUUUAUAAUAUUUAUUAUAUCCACCAUUAAUAAUAGGUAUCUACUUUCAAUUAUAAAAAAUAACAUAAGAUAACUGACUGAAAAAACAACAGAUAUUCUUAAACUGAUUUAUUAAUUGAUGAUUAAUCAAAAAAUAAUUUGAUAUUCAAUUACAUUAAACAUUAUUAAUAUUUGAACUAUUUAUUAAUAUUUUUGUAUAAUAUUUAUUAUAUCCACCAUUAAUAAUAGGCAAUUUAUUAUAUCCACCAUUAAUAAUAGGCAUCUACUUUCAAUUAUAAAAGAUAACAUAAUUGAAUCAUUGAAUCUAAAAGAAAAAUAUUUUAAAUUCAAUCCAACUACUACGUUAUUAUAUCACAUACUUACAAAAGACUAGAAUUAUGCAACAUCUGCACUAUGUCUCCAAUAACAGCCAAUUUGUCUGCUGGUAUCUUUAACCAAUAAUUGAAUGCAUGUGCGAGUUUAGCUCUAAUUUGUUUCCCAGGCACUUGCAUAAUAUACGUGAAAGGCUGCAAUAAUUUCUGAAAAAAUAGUAAACGAAUUAGAACCAACCGAUUAUUAUACAAUGUUUUGUUUAUAAAAUUAAUAUUUUAUCAAGUAUUAAUUCUGUUUUCUUUAGAGUGUAAUUUAUAUAUGUCAUAUUGUAAUAAGGUAUUUAGUUCAAAAUAAAUAUAUUGCAAUAUUAUAACUAUGCUUUUAAGGUUCUGACUCUUGGCUCAUAAUUUAAAUAAAUCUAUACACAUUUAAGUGAUUUUGAAAAAAAAAAACAAUACAAUAAUUUAACACUAAUAUAUUAUAUAUCCAGUAUCCUGUAAUAAUUUUAUAAUUUAAUGCACGUUAAAUUUUACAGUAUAAAACUAAAAUAGUACAUUAUCUAUGGCUAAGUAGAUAAAUAAAAGAAUACAAUGAUUUAGUGAAGAUCUGAAAUUGUGUCAAUCAACGAUCAAUGAUCAUAUGAAUACAUAGGAACCGUAGAAGUGAUUAUGCUCAUUGAUAAUAUAAUUAUAGAAGGGCCUAUUGGAAUUUCAUAAAUAAUGAAAUUUAAAUAAAUCAACAUUAUAAUAUGUGCACUCUUUUUCACUUUAAAAAAAAUUGUUAGGUUUAAACAUAAUCUGUACCUAAACCAAUAAUUGUACUGCAAAUGUAUUUAAUAAUAUUUAUUUAAUAGAAUUACCUGUUUAAAAUGAAUACAAAUAUAUUACUAAUUAUGUCUGUGAUAUUAUAUAAUAAUUAUUAUAUUAUUAUGUAAUAUAUUUUUAAGGUCAUCAGUAAUAAUCUAUAUAAUUAAAGACCCCAUUUGUUUUUAAAAUGCCAUAGACAUGUUGGGAUAAAAUUGAAUUUUAAUAUAUAAAAAUAUUUAUCAGCAAUGAUUAUUAAUCAUUUGAUGUUAAUUAUAUUAAACAAACAAUUUUUAUUUAUUGCAAUAAUAUAAUGAAUUUAGCAUAUACCUACUUGCUAACAAGUAUCAAAUUGUAAUUAAUGGUAUGCCUACAUGGUUCAUAUUUUUGCGAAUGAAGUUUUAGUUUUAGUUUAGAUUAUGAUUUAUUGUUUCUCAUUUAUAUGAAAUAUUUUAUUCUUUUGACACCAAUUUAAUGAUCCAUUGCAUUUAAACCCAAUUUAGGACUUUUAUGAGAAUACAGUUGCACAAUUGAGGGGUAGAAGAUAUGAUCAAUUGUCCACAGCACCAGAGAUUUUUUAUUUUAGUAAGAUAAAUUAAUAAUAAUGUAAUUUUUAACAACAUUUCAAACAGAAAUCUUGCUUCAAUAAUCAACACCAAGAAUGAUUUUUGGUAAAAAAUUUUGUCUAGUUUAUGCAUUAGAUCAAUCCUUUUAAAAUUUUCUUUUUACAUUUAAUUUUAAAGGAAACCAAUAAAAAAGGGUUGAAAAAAAGGAACAUUUACUAAAAACGUUACUGUUAAAAUUGAUUUUGUUUUUUUGUUGUCAUUCAGUCAAAAGUAUUAUUACUUAUUACUAAAAAUGUAUUAGUGACCUGAAAUUCCAUCUGAAGAUUUAUAUUAGUGAUCUUUAGACAUAGUACAAUUUUAAAAAUAUUCUGGUGCAGUUUAAGUUAUUUUGAAAUUUUUUGGUAUUUUUAGUUUUACAUGUAAAUAAAAUGUUUUGGUUACUUAAAAAUGAUUGAAUAUUUCAUAAAUGGUUCGUUAUAGGUUGUACUUUGUAAUUUCGUUUGUGAUUAUAAAAAUAAGUGGCCUAAAAAGUAGUUUUUUUUAUAACCAUUUUAAGUUGAAAUUUAUAAUACAGUUCGUUUAAAUAAACAAUUUCUCUUUUAGUUUUAAAUUUGUCAAUAAAUAUUUUACCAAACUUUACUCUGAAUCGUCAUUAUUACCACCAAGUACACAUUAUAAUGAACUUCGUGCAAAAUGUUCAAGCAUUCAUGAUCGGGGAAAAACUAUUUUAUCCGCGUAAAGCCAAAUAAAAACUAAAAAACUCGUAAACAUAUAAAUGUCUAAUUUAAAUAUCUUCUACAUGGCCACAUUUUGUUUAAAAGUGUGUCUAGAAAGAAACAGUAUAACUAUUUUGAAGAAAUGUCUACGAUUAGCAAAAGAAUACAAAUUGAAAAUAAUGAAAUUUGCCGGCUUCUCUACGUUUUUUCCCCGAUUUUUCAGAAUUAUUUAGAAAACUACACGGGAAAUUCCAACACACCGAUUCACGAACUAGAUAAAAUUCUCUUUUGAAAGAUACGAUACACUUGAAUUUUAUGGAGCAUGGUUUAUAAUAAAAAAAAAAAGCAAAAUCAAAAUUAAUGAAAUUUUUACCUGCAGUACAUAGUUAGAUAUAAUAUAUUAAUAUAAUUAGUAAAUUAAACAUAAUUUCGUACUACAAUAUUUAAUUUUGUAAAAUACGUUUACGAACCGGGAACUUGGCUCGCUCGUAAAGUGGGCUUUCCUAAUUCGUAUCUUACACGUUCUUUCCCGCUGUUACUACGAAAAAAACUACCCAGAGAAAUUACAGAAUGACCUCCCCAGUUGCAGGUAUACUAGAUCCGAAAUGCUAUGAAAAAGCUAGCUUGUCAAUUUUUUGUUCUAAUGCCUAGAAAAUUUGUAUACGCGUACACAAAAUUACAAAAUCAUAUAGUAAAACCGAUAAAUUCCUUGCUGCGCACAGAAUCUAAUUUAAUAACAGUCUAGUAUUUUCACUUUUAAACAUCUACGCUAAGUUUUUGUAUUGUAUUGUAAGUUGAAAACGUUAUUUGAACGAAAAAACGAGCCAAGCGUGAACGAUCGAAUGUGAAAUAUUAUAAAUUACGAAAAUGAUAUUAUUUUUAUAUUUAAAUAAAUUCCACGUACACCUGUGACGAUGUUAUACAAAUAUCUGGGUAUAUUUAUGAAAAUUAUAGUAAGUAUAGCUGAUUACGAACAACUCCAUAACCACUACUUAGCCGAGAUUCAUGACUCAGAAUAACCUUGGACACAAUAUUUCCGUCACCGGUAUUAUUUUACUUUUCUACGAUUCCGACAUGUCGCGAUUAAUAAGGAAACGAAAAAAUAACCAAGAAAUGAUGCACGUAUGGACCAAACGAGUUGUUGUGAAUGUUAAAACGUUCUGUUUCAAUAUGGGACCUGAAUUCAAUUUUUAUUAAUAUUUUUUUCUAACCAACAGCGUUUUCAUAAUCACACAAACGAUCGCCGACUAAUCGGACGAUCCGGGUGCCGUGUAAAACGAGAAAAACCGAUUUAAAUAGCAUAUAUUAAAAUCAUAAAAACGCAGUAUUCUCGGUGUGCGACGUGUAUUUUUUUUCUCGGUCUUACCGACCUCUCCCGCAGAAAGAUACGAUCAUUAGGUGCUAGGUACCAAAUAAAACGGAUUCACAGUUGGGUUUUCGGUGAUCCGACACAUUCGUUUAACACAAAAUCGGCCGAUUGACCGUGAAACUACUGCCUACUAAUGCGUAAAUCGCAAUAAUAGUAAGCGGUAAUAAAAUAACAUUAUUAUUUCAUAUAUCGCAGUGGUCCAAGGUCGUGUUGGGUAAGAUGCACUAUAAUAAUAGUAUAGGCAAUUAUGUAUUGUACGCGAGAAUCGUGCUAUUAAAAAAAAAUGCAUUCUGUAAAAUCAAUGUCAACCGUACAGGUUUACACGGCAGGCAUAUAUUAUGGGCGCACUGCGGUAGCUGUGUUCUAAAAAUAUUGUCCGACCCGACGGAAAUAUUAUCAUCGCUAAUCGUUUAAAUAUCUAUGUAAACAAAGAAUAACAUUAAAGUGUAAAAAAAAAAAAAAAAAAACGAAAACCUUUUCGGUGGAUAAUCUCUACCCAAUGUAACAGAUAGCACGCAGACAGUAGGUACCCCUGUCUACAUAAAUAAUUAAUCAUCGAUAGAGUAAAUCGAUCACCACUGUUAUCUACGGUAAGUAUCCACUCACGGUCAAGUUAAGGUUCCGGUUAGGUUAUAGGGGUUAGGCCAACUACCUAUUACAUAAUUCGAUCGAUACCCGUUAAUGUGCCCAUGUUGCGUAUUGUUUGCGUUUGUCCGAAUGAAUUUCAACGCGACCGGUUAAUUAAACCAUAUUCCGUAAACGAGAUUCGGACGAAAAAUACAUAAAAAAAAAAAGUACCUACCUACGUCCGUACGUCCUCCCUCCCUAUACGCAUACGUUACCUGUGUAUUGAUUUUUUUUCAAAUAAUAUUCAAUCGGAUAGCGUAUUAUUCCGUAUCAUACGGAAUUUAUGCGAUUCUCGCAUCGUUAUAUAACAAUUUCCAAUGCCAAAUAUCGUCCGUGGUAAACGAUCGACCGGACAACCGCGUUUUUAUACCCAUUAAAUUCCCAGUUAAUUUUUAUUCAAAUCUUUUCCAAAAUUUCGUCAAAAUAUUAUCGUAAUAUUGUCGACAUUCGGCAUAAAAUAAUAGGUAAUCCAAAGCUGUUCGCCGUAGUAGUUUCAAAAAAAGUUUCAAAACUUCAGACACCGAAGUCUAAUAAAAGUAGAUGCGAGAUAUUUUUGAACGCGCGCAUUACAAGCGACGAUAAAUCUAAAUGAACACAAUAUCUGAACAGCGGAAACGGCGUAUACUAUAAGAGGCACCUACGUUAGAAUUACAAUAGUUCGCAUUUUCUAUGCUGCGAACGAAAUCGUUGUCUAUGUCUAAUAGAGCUAAUAAAAGCCCCGUCAAUUCCGUUCGAAUGGUCUAAUUGAUUAUUCAAAUUUUCGUAAUAAUUUUUUUAUUUUUGUUCUACGUACCAACAUGCUUUUGAAAAGAAUGUGUUUGUUAGUUUUCGUGCGAGGAACUUGAUGUAGAAACAAACAGUUCAACGUACCGAUCUAAAACAUUUGUGUAGAACGACAAAAAUAAAACGUACCUAAUACCUUUAGUUAAUAUUUAAUACGUAUACCGUAUAGUCGCUAAAAUACAAGAAUUAAAAUUGAAGAGACCUAACACAAUUCCUAUACUCUAAUUCGAUUCCACCGAAAACGCAUCUCAGAAAGAACGUUUUCUUAUACGUUUAUAUUGUAAUAAUAAUUAUUCGAACGAAAUAAUCUAUAAUUGCUGGACAUAAUAUUAUUAUCUUAAUAUAAUACAAUAAAUAAAUAUGUAGUAACGUAAAAUGUUUUAACUCACUUCAUCAGUCUCUUUUUCUCCGGACGUACUAAACAUAUUUUCCAUUUUAAGAUAAAAAUUGUGGCUUACUAGUUAGACGAGAGUGAAAGACUAGAGUUCUGAGUUACGAGUCACAGCGUUCGAUAAUUUGAACUUUGAGUACCUAACAUUAAACGCGAAACCAAACGAUCGGAUCGAUAGCAGUUAUCGUUGAGUCUGAUAAAAAAAAUAUGGAAAAAAUGUUUUAUC
This is a messenger RNA of Cinara cedri, 10764 nucleotides long. Lineage: Eukaryota; Metazoa; Arthropoda; Insecta; Hemiptera; Aphididae. The record is from the annotation of a GenBank genome assembly.